AUGGUCCUCUCCCACGAAGAGGAGAAGACUCACCCUUAUUGGUAUGCCCGAGUGAUCGGUAUAUUUCAUAUCAAUGCAGAACAUCAGAACGACAAUGGACUAUACUCACGCCCAACACGGAUGGACUUCCUACUUGUCCGUUGGUUCCGACAGGAUAGUUCGCGUGCAGGUUGGGCCGCAAAACGACUCCACCGCCUUGAGUUCUUCGACGAAGACAGCCCUGAUGGAUACAAAUUUUUGGACCCGGACACUGUUAUUCGUGGGGUGCACUUAAUUCCAGGGUUUGCAUAUCCUAUUGAUCCCAAUGAUCUGAAUUCUGACAGCCGGUUCUACUAUUUGAAUAUAUUUGUUGAUCAGGAUAUGUUUAUGAGAUACCGGGGUGGUGGAAUCGGUCACAAGGCUACGCGGGACUGGAACGAUUUUCUUCAGCAUGAAGGACACGGAGCGGAAGAAGCACAAGAGGCCGACGAGGCAGAUAUUGAUAUCGGGGAUGAUUCAGAAGAAGAUGUCGAGGAUAUAUGGAAUGAUGAGGAUGAUGAUCCGGAUGACUGGAAUGAUCCGGAUGAUGAGGAUCGAGUUGUAGCUGAUAAGGGCGAGGAACUCGAUGACAAUGUUCUCGCCGAGGAAGGCUAUGGCGCGCUUUGA
Molecule: messenger RNA, 645 nt
Organism: Suillus clintonianus
Lineage: Eukaryota; Fungi; Basidiomycota; Agaricomycetes; Boletales; Suillaceae
Exons: 2
Coding region: 1-645 (214 amino acids)
Source: RefSeq, a predicted model, not a curated record